UUCCCCAAAAUUUUUUUUCUCCGGUAUUUUUAGUUCCAUUCGCGUUUUUCCCCAUUUUCUUAAUUUUCUAUACGUUAUUUCUGCCAACAGAUAAUUUCAUCACACGCAUUUUUUUCUACUCGUUAUUUUUGCUACACGCAUCUUUACCAAUGCAAUUUUUCACCAAUCUGUUUUAUUCACAUGCGUAUGCUUUACCCGUAGAAUAUAUCUCCACUGGUUUAUUUUUGUCACACGUUUUAAUAUCUAAUCUUUUUUUUCGCUAGACGCAUCUUUACCAUGUUUUAACAUGAAUACUAAGCAGGCGGGGUCCUUAGAACUACUAGAACUAUUAGUCUGUACGGAAAGAGAAGAGUCGUGGAAUGUAUGGGGCCCAAUACAUUCCACGACUUUUCUCUGUCUGAACAGACUCUAGGUAUAAGUAUAGAUGGGUGAUGAUAAUAACAUUAAUAAGCACUAGAAAUAAACCUCUUUAGAUAGGUAACGAGUUCUAUUACCUCACCGUCAUUAUCUGGACAACGUCAAUGUCAAUGUGUUUCGUGUUUCAGGUUUUAAUGAAUAUUGGUAAUAAAUUGUUUUAUGAAUAUUGGUAUUAAAUAGACAAGAAAAAUAUGAUGGAUCCGAGUGAUGAAACCCAUGGGCGAUCGUCAGGACCAUGUGCAUUUACUUUUUUGGAAAGUACUCAUGGGGGGCGUAUAUUAAUACAAGGUGGAUAUCGCCAUUAUUUUAAACGAACCAAUAAAUUGUCAGGUUCCUCCGUGUGGAAUUGCCAUAAAAAGAAUUCGUGCAAGGGAUUUGUAGUUAUAAAUGCAACAGAAACGAGCAUUUUGCGAGAUAACAACCAUUCUUGUGUGCCGGAUUACGAGUCUAUCGAUAUUGAAAAAGAAAUUAUAGAGUUAAAAAAAAAAGUUACUACUGAUUACAAGCCCAUCCCUACACUGUAUAAACAGCAUAUGAAACAAUUCAUGCGUGAGGAAUAUGCUGACAAAUUACCACCGUUUCAUACUGUUAGGGAUGCUUUGUACAAAGCACGCCAGAAGUUGGCAAGAACGUCGAAGUUCGAGACAUUCGAAGAUGUGGCCAUACCUAUACAUCUCUCUGAAAACUUUGUGUGCGUUCACGACUGUGACAUUAUAAUUUUUAUAACAGAUGAGUGCAAGCAGUGGAUAGCUGGGUUAAAAACCUUUUUUAUAGAUGGAACUUUUAAAAUAGUGCCUGAGCCGUUCAUUCAGUUGUACACGAUACAUGGCGACAUAGGUUCCGACGAAAAUUGCACGAAGGUAGUUCCCUGCGUAUAUGCGUUGCUACCUAACAAGCGGCAAACCACGUACGAACGAAUGUUUCAACUCAUAAAAGAAAAUAUACCUAGUUUUGAACCUGAUCAUAUAAAAAUUGAUUUUGAAAUAGCAGCUGCUAAUGCGAUUAAAUGUUUAUACCCGACAGCUAAAAUAAGUGGUUGUUUCUUUCAUUAUAAGCAGGCCGUGUACACCAAUGCUGAUUCACUUGGAGCAACCAGUACACGUGAAGGCUGCAGCCAUGUCGCAAAAUGUGCCGCGAUAGCACACCUGCCUGCAAUGAAAAUUCACGAAGCGUGGAUAUCGAUUCUGGAAAUGUCACCCCGAACAGACGAGAUCCUAAGUUUUAAUGACUAUAUGUUAAAACAAUGGGUAAAAGUUGAUAUGAUCCACAUGGUGUCUUGUUAUGGCCACCGCCACAGGACAAAUAAUGUAGUUGAAAGCUGGCACAGAAAGAUGAAUAAUCGGAUUCAUAACAACUCCAGCCUAUUGUUUUUUAUAUCGCAAUUAAAAGAAGAAGCAGUCGAAGUUAAUUUUGUAAACAUGCAAAAUGAAAUGCGAUCUGAUGUUUUCCGAAAACGAAAUAGAAUGUAUAUUUCGAUGGACAGAAAAAUAGAGGGAAUUGUAAAUAAUUACCUCAUGGGAUCCACCAACAUAGAAAAAUGUGUAAGGCUACUAUCAGUACUCAAAUAUAAGUAAAACUUAUAACACACACAUUAACAUUUAGAAAAUAUUAUUAUAAUUUUUAUGUUUGUAUUAUAAUAAGAACGA
Messenger RNA from Cydia splendana, 2063 nucleotides. RefSeq lists its product as uncharacterized. The coding region runs from base 609 to 1991 and encodes 460 amino acids. The record is from RefSeq and is a predicted model, not a curated record. The transcript has a single exon. Lineage: Eukaryota; Metazoa; Arthropoda; Insecta; Lepidoptera; Tortricidae.